This is a messenger RNA of Tigriopus californicus, 1770 nucleotides long. Its product is annotated as SET domain-containing protein SmydA-8-like. NCBI's taxonomy places the organism in Eukaryota, Metazoa, Arthropoda, Copepoda, Harpacticoida, Harpacticidae. The record is from RefSeq and is a predicted model, not a curated record. The transcript is spliced from 8 exons. The coding region runs from base 113 to 1732 and encodes 539 amino acids. Gene Ontology annotation, molecular function: protein binding.
UAAUCCGAACGUUACUUUGUUGUCCCCAAAGCAUCAGCACAUAUUGUUGGCUCAGUUCCAAACUUUUCCAACUAACAACACAUGCAUUCGGACAAGGCACUUCCCAACCAACAUGGGGACCAGCAUUGCCGACGAAGAAUGCUUUUUUUGUCAAAAGGAUUGCUCCAUCCGAUGCUCAGCCUGCGGGUUAUCUGCUUGCUCGCCCCAACAUUUAACCCUUCAUCGACCCAAGGCCUAUUGUUUUCCAUUCCGCAUUCAGUCCAAACCAGAGGUGGGCCGAUAUAUCGUAGCCACACGAUCCAUUUCGCCGCUGGAGGUGAUCCUGGAGGAUGACCCAGCUGUGUUUGGUCCCAACCAUGACACGGAACCCGUCUGUUUGGAGUGUCUGGUUCCGGUGGAUGGAGCGUACUUGUGCUCUCAGUGUCACCUACCUCUUUGUGGCGACAAGUGUGACCAGAUCCGGAAGUACCAUGCUAGAGAAUGCCAGCUUUUAUCCCAGACACCCAAGGGCUAUAAAAUGCGCGUGGACUUCAACCGAGUUGGAAAGCAUCCGGGGAUGAAGGCCAUUGCUCCCGAGUAUUGCUGCAUCUCGCCAUUGCGCCUACUGGCCUUGAAGGCCCAAGACCCAGAGCUCUGGGAUCGCGUUCAAAUGCUCAUGGACCACGACGAUGACAGGCGGAAAGAGGAGGAUUACUGGAAAAUGUUCCAGGUGAACGCGGUGGAUUUUCUCCGGCAGAUUUGCGGCUUUGAUUUCACCGAAGAGGAGAUCUUUCGCGCCACGGGCAUUAUUCGCACCAAUGCCUUCCACGUUCAGCAUCCCUACAUGAAGAUCCACGACGCUUCCGGGGGCGCCGUGUUCCCCACGUUUUCCUUCCUGUCCCAUUCUUGCUUGGCCAAUGCCCGAUACAGCGUCUCAUCGGACAACCAUCUGACCCUUCGAGCUCAGAGGGAGAUUCCAUCGGGGGCGGAAAUCACCAUUCAAUACCUAUCCUUUAUGUUUGGAGACUUGAAACGAAAAUGCGAAAUCCAGGACUGCUGGUUCUUCCAAUGCACUUGUCCCAGGUGUGACGAUCCCACGGAGUGCGGUUCGUACUUAAGUGCUCUCAGAUGCCAGAAGUGCACUUUCGGACCAGUUCUCACUUCGAACCCACGUAAUCUCAAGGCAUCAUGGAGUUGCCAGUCAUGUCAACACAAGAUGUCCCAUGAAGAGGUGGAUGAGGUGUGCACUCGAUUUGAUCAAGUGGUUCGUGGUAUCAAAGUGGGCGAUGUCGAAGCCUACGAAACGACUCUGGAGAGGAUGCUGGAGGAGCUUCAACCAACGCAUUACUUGGUGCUGACGGUCAAGAAGUAUCUGUGCGAUUUCUACGGUUUCAUUCAGGGAUACAAAUAUGACCAGCUCCCCGUGGACAAAUUUGAGGCCAAGAUUCGUUACGGUGAGGAAUUUCUGGCCACCCUAUCCAAAGUCGAUCCAGGAUGUCCAAAGUGGAAAGGUUUACUCUUGUUUGACCUUCACAAGGCCUUGAUGAUCAAAUCCAAUGCGGACUACAACCAAGGUCAGAUGUCGAAGGACGAUUUCCUCCUGAAAUUGAAGCAAAUCCAAAGCUAUUUAGCCGAGGCUCGGCAAAUUCUGGACGUGGAACCCGACGGGACCAGGGAACGACAUCUGGCGUCCCAAGCUCAAAAGGCCAAAGCCAAUAUCGACGAGAUCUUGUUGUUCUCAAACUUCAUAUGACCAUCCAAUGUACGAAAGCAAUGGUGACCCCAUUCAUA